UAGUCCCAGUCUGGAACUUAAAACGGUUAACCUGUUGAGUGUUGAAUUUAUAAACUAAAAUCUAACAUUUGUGCUAGUGAGCAAGUUUUUAUUUAAAAAAGAUAACGCAGCCAAAGUAUCCGGUUGAGAGAUCCAAUGCGUUGAUGUAUGAACAACUUAUUUACGUUUCUUGCUUUAAUUAUCGACGAAUAUGUUGCAAAUUGGAGGAAACAUCGUCUGGAGCUUCAUACAGGCCGUAGGCCGGUGUAGAAUCCAGUCUAGAUUUGGCUGCCACAUACUGGCACUGGUGUUGCGGAUUAUAGCAUUAUUAUUUCAUUGGUCCCACGUGGAAACCGGACGUAUUGAAAAGGCUCACAGGCAGUGAAAAAGACACACGUGGAAAACAAAUAUGCAGCAAUGCACGAAAAAAGUGAAAAAAUCUUAUCAUUUCUAUCGCGCGUAAUCGAAUUAUGAAAUCGUUAAGUUAAGUGAAUAGUGGGAAAAUGGGUGCUAGUCAGUUGAUGGCUUUUCUUGUGUUUAUCACAUUUGUGAUUGAUUGUGUGAUGCUUGUAGCGCCGAAUAAUCAUAAGAAAUAUUAUUUAAUUGUGUUGUUAUUUAUUUUGUGUAAGUUGAUCGAAAUGGCGGUUCCGGUGAGUCUAGCGGCGAAUUUGAAUGCUACGACUGCCGAUCUUUUUGAUAAUAAUGAAUUAAAUGGGUUCACUACCAUGGCAAGAUUCAGGGAUGCCCCACCGGUGAAGGGAUGGAGCUGCUACUGUUGGAAUUCAACAAAUGAAUUUGCGGAGGAACUCGAGUGCAGAUGUGAAGGUGAUGCAUUGCUGCGAAUACCACAGAAACUACAGCUGGGAAUGAAUCGUCUAACCAUAACUAAAGCAGGAUUGCCUUUACUGAGAAAUACUGGAUUGAAAUUAUAUGGAUCUACACUUCGAGAUGUAACAUUGACUGAUCUGAGUAAUUUUGAAUCGAUCCAACCAGGGGCAUUUGAAUCUGUAAAAAAUCUGAGGACGAUAUACAUUUCCCAUGCUCCAAAGUUGGUGUACCUAACAAAAGACGUAUUUUAUGGAAUAGCAGAUACAAUCAAGACAAUACGUAUAAUAAAUACUGGACUAGUGAAAGUACCUGAUUUCAGAUAUCUUUCAACGGGUACAAUAUUGCAUAUGAUUGAUUUAGAAGGCAAUAAAAUUGAUCACGUUGAUAGUUUCUCGGUAAACGUUAAGACUGAGCAAUUGAUACUAGAUAAUAAUGAUAUUACAUCCAUCGCUGACUCCGCAUUUUAUGGUUCAGAAAUAGGAAAACUAAGUUUGAAGGGAAACACAAAACUUCAAUACAUACAUCCAAAGGCGUUCGUUGGUAUUCAUAACAUUCAAGAAUUAGAUUUAUCUAGUACGUCGUUGCUUGCUAUUCCGUGGGAAGGACUGCAGAGCUUGGAGAUACUUCGUAUACAAAGGACUCAUUCUUUGAAAACAAUUCCGUCCAUUUAUGAAUUCAAGAAUCUGCAAGUCGCCUGGCUCACACAUCCUUUCCAUUGCUGUGCUUUUAAAUUCCCAUCAAGACAUGAUCCUGUUCGACAUGCACUUCGCCUAAAAUAUCUCGCUGAAGUUAAGCAAACUUGCUUAGGUAUCACUGCUUCCGGAGCAACGAAAAGUCGCAACGGAGCAACUGAGGUCAAUACUGAUCCCAUCGAAGUGGAGAGAAAGAAUGGAAGAAAAACAAGAAAUGCACCAUUGAUGACGGUUGUUGGAAGUGGCCCUAUUUUUAGUCAAUUCAUAAAUGACAAUAUUAGCUCUCGCCCUAUAAGUUUUCCAAGUUUCCAUGAAUUUGGAAAUCCAACGGUUGAAGCUAUAACAGGCUCAUCUGUUGUAAUUAUAGACGAUGAUAGUCCAUUUCCAGAAGAUUAUCGCAGACAAGAGGAUUUUGGUGAGUUUCAUGAAGCGACUGCAAAUAUCGAGGCAAACCAUCAAUUGGAUGCUAUGUGCGGGAACAUCACUGAAAAGAAAAUUGAUGUUAGUUGUUUCCCAAUGCCCGAUGCUCUGAAUCCUUGCGAGGAUGUGAUGGGAUCUUAUUGGCUGCGAAUUUCGGUGUGGCUCGUCGUGCUUCUGGCGGUUUUUGGUAAUAUCGCUGUUCUCAUUGUUAUCCUAUCCAAUAGAUCCGAUUUCACUGUUUCCAAAUUUCUCAUGAGUAAUCUGGCAUUCGCUGACCUAUGCAUGGGAUUAUAUCUACUCUUCAUCGCUUCUAUUGAUGCUCAUUCCAUUGGUGAAUAUUUCAAUUACGCUUAUGAUUGGCAGUAUGGUACAGGGUGUAAGGUGGCAGGAUUUCUUACUGUGUUUGCCAGUCAUCUCUCCGUUUUCACAUUGACGAUAAUAACACUCGAGCGCUGGUUUGCUAUUACAAAUGCCAUUUAUUUGAACAAGCGAAUUAAAAUGAAGCAGGCAAUGUACAUAAUGAUAGGAGGGUGGAUAUAUGCAUCAUUCAUGUCUUCAUUUCCAUUGUUCGGAAUUAGCAAUUAUUCGUCUACGAGCAUUUGUUUGCCAAUGGAAGCGCGAGACUCCUUCGACGUUAUCUACUUAGUUGCAAUUUUGGCUAUAAAUGGCGCUGCUUUUUUCGUAAUCGCUAUAUGCUAUGCGCAAAUUUAUUUUUCUUUGGGCAAGGAAACACGCAGAGGAAGUCGCCAUACAGGAGAAAUGACGGUGGCUAAGAAAAUGGCAUUACUUGUAUUUACAAAUUUUUCUUGUUGGGCGCCAAUAGGAUUCUUUGGAUUAACUGCACUGGCCGGUUAUCCGCUCAUUAAUGUAACCAAAUCGAAAAUCUUGUUGGUUUUCUUCUAUCCUUUGAAUUCCUGCGCAGAUCCUUAUCUGUAUGCAAUUCUUACCACACAAUACAGACGGGACCUGUACAUUUUACUUUCUAAGCUUGGAAUCUGUAAACGAAGAGCUCGUCAGUACAGAAAUAAUUGCUCACAACCAGCAACAAACACUUCAUAUCCUCUUUCGACAGCACACCGGAGUUCAUUGAAUCCGGCUCAGAAAACGGCUGAGGAUCAUCUUGUUCCGAAGGAAGACUUCGUAUAAUGGACCAUAUCGGGAUUAGAUUUAAUUAAAUAUCAUAGGCUUGGAUGAUAUCAUAUUCCAUUAUGAGUGUUUAUCGAUGUAUGUAUGCAUGUGAAAACUUAAAUCGUCAACAUGUACCAAAUUGAUGUUUAAACGAUGGUGUAGCAAUUAUAAACGGAACUAAUUUUUGUGAGUAGCAUUGUCUGAAUACAUUCCCUUCGGAGGAUUUUUAGCCUCUCAUUAUCUUCCUCAUGAAAAAUUCGCCUAUGACAUUAUCAUUGGAGCCUAAAGUCAUCUUCAAACGCUGUUGUCGAGACGCUUCCUUCCGAGGGGCUCACAAAUAGGAAAAAUAAACAUCCAAUGGCUGCCGCUUUUCGUCUCCUGAAAGUAGGCGUGGAACCCU
Molecule: messenger RNA, 3447 nt
Organism: Hermetia illucens (black soldier fly)
Lineage: Eukaryota; Metazoa; Arthropoda; Insecta; Diptera; Stratiomyidae
Gene: Lgr1
Product: thyrotropin receptor
Exons: 19
Coding region: 483-3065 (860 amino acids)
Biological process (GO): G protein-coupled receptor signaling pathway
Cellular component (GO): membrane
Molecular function (GO): protein binding; G protein-coupled receptor activity; protein-hormone receptor activity
Source: RefSeq, a predicted model, not a curated record